Contarinia nasturtii (swede midge) is the source of this 1038-nucleotide messenger RNA. It is a transcript of the gene U2A, whose product is annotated as probable U2 small nuclear ribonucleoprotein A'. The record is from RefSeq and is a predicted model, not a curated record. Gene Ontology annotation, molecular function: U2 snRNA binding; protein binding. Bases 106 to 861 code for a protein of 251 amino acids. Gene Ontology annotation, biological process: mRNA splicing, via spliceosome. The transcript has 6 exons. NCBI's taxonomy places the organism in Eukaryota, Metazoa, Arthropoda, Insecta, Diptera, Cecidomyiidae. Gene Ontology annotation, cellular component: U2 snRNP.
UUUGCGUGCAUCGAUUGCCAGUGAUAGACAUUUGCCGCUGUAGGUUUGUUUUGUCAACCAUUGAGAUCAAUUUUUAAUUUUUAUUAUUGAAACAAAUCGUUCAAAAUGGUUAAGCUAACGCCCGAAUUAAUAAAUGCAUCGAUGCAGUACAUAAAUCCAUGCCGAGAUCGUGAACUGGAUCUGCGCGGUUAUAAAAUACCACAAAUUGAAAAUAUGGGCGCCACACUUGAUCAGUUCGAUACAAUUGAUUUCUCUGACAACGAUUUGCGUCGUUUGGAUGGUUUUCCAUAUCUGCCACGAAUCAAAUGCUUGCUUCUAAACAACAAUCGUAUUGUCCGGAUAGCAGAUAAUUUACAUGAAUUCUUACCAAAUUUGGAGAGUCUUAUUUUAACAGGAAAUAAUAUUCAGGAUUUUAGUGAUUUAGAUGCACUUUUGUCACUUACCAAACUUGAAACGCUUUCACUACUCACCAACCCAAUCACAACAGAUGCUCACUAUCGUGAAUACGUUGCCUAUAAAUUUCCAAAGCUACGACUCUUGGAUUUCCGUAAAAUUCGACAAAAAGAUCGACAAGCCGCUGUUGAACUGUUUAGAAGUAAAAAAGGAAAAGAACUACUGAAAGAGAUUGCAAAGAAAGCAAAAGCAGCAGCCGAAAAUCCAUCGGCUGAUGCAAACAAUUCAAAGGUUUCAACCACAUCUGCUGAAGAUGUUCAAAGAAUUCGAGAUGCAAUCAAGAAUGCAACAUCGUUGCAUGAGGUUGAACGGCUCACACGAAUAUUACAAUCCGGUAACAUUCCAGAAAAUCUAAAUGCCGAGAAUGGAAAUGGUACUUCACAUGACGAGCAUGCCAUGGAGAUGUAAGACUAAAAAUCAUCGAUAAACAAAAGUUUUUUCUUAAACACUUUAUAAGUAAUAAAAAGAAAACAAAUAAAUUUCAUUGAUUUUUUGUGCAAAUUCACACAGAACGGUGAAUUUAAUACAUUGUACAAGAAAAAUAUUUAAUAAAACAAUAAAUUCAUUUCACAAUUUUAAAAUUGA